UAUGGGAAGGAGUCCUUGCUGUUCUAAGGAAGGUUUGAACAAAGGAGCAUGGACUGCUAUGGAAGACAAAAUUCUCACAGACUACAUUAAGAUUCAUGGUGAAGGAAAAUGGAGACACUUACCCAAAAGAGCUGGGCUUAAGAGAUGCGGAAAAAGUUGCAGGCUGAGAUGGUUGAAUUAUCUAAGACCUGGCAUUAAAAGAGGAAAUAUUACUCACGAUGAAGAAGAGCUUAUAAUCCGCCUUCACAACCUUCUCGGAAACAGGUGGUCCUUGAUUGCUGGGAGGCUUCCAGGACGAACAGACAAUGAAAUCAAGAACUAUUGGAAUACCAACAUUGGAAGAAAGCUUCAAAAUGGUACCCAAAAUUGUUCAUCAUCAAACUUGCUCCAACUGGAUCCGAACCCGAAUCCAAAAACCCGAGAAUGGCCAUGCCCUAAUAAUUACCUACAAAAUAAUAUUGGUUCUUGUUUGGUCCAGACUAAAGCCACAAGAUGGCCUAAUAAUAAUAAGGUCAUACUCACCAAAGAAAUUAUCACAAAACAAAAUAAUGAAGGCAUGGUUCAUAAUCAUCACAUUAAUAAUAAUGUUAAUGCCACGGAUUACAAGAUGAAGGGUUCAUCGUCUUCGUCUCCGGUGUCUCCAGUGUCACCAUCUUCCGAAAGUAACACCAAUAUCAACGACGACAACAACAAUAACAACAACAAAAACAUCGAAGAAGCGUUGGAUUUCAUGGCGGAUUUUCAAACUGAGGGAAAUAAUCUUUAUUCGGAGCUUCUCAAGAUGGACUUUGCAGAAGCAUCAUCAUGUUUGGAAAAUAACAUGUUGGAAUUAGGAAGUGGUUUCGGCUGA
This is a messenger RNA of Arachis stenosperma, 850 nucleotides long. RefSeq names its product transcription factor MYB1-like. Bases 2 to 850 code for a protein of 282 amino acids. The transcript has 4 exons. Lineage: Eukaryota; Viridiplantae; Streptophyta; Magnoliopsida; Fabales; Fabaceae. The record is from RefSeq and is a predicted model, not a curated record.